AUGUGCACUAUCUACUCAAAUUGGCAUCUGCACAUGAAAUUGGCAUUGUACAUGGCCAUUGCGGUCGUGGCCGUGGUGGUGCCAGUGGCGGAUAGGGCCCGCGCCUUCUUUGUGUUCGGCGACUCCUUGGUGAACAAUGGCAAUAACAACUAUUUAGCCACCACCGCCAGGGCCGACUCUCCACCCUACGGCAUUGACUAUCCUACUCACCGCCCCACGGGCCGCUUCUCCAAUGGAUAUAAUAUCCCCGAUCUCAUAAGUCAAGCACUACGUGCAGAAUCAACAUUGGCGUACUUGAACCCUGAGCUUCAAGGGGAGAAACUGCUUGUUGGAGCAAAUUUUGCAUCUGCAGGAAUUGGAAUUCUUAGUGACACCGGCAUUCAAUUUAGGCUAUAUGAAUUGGGGGCCCGACAGGUCCUAGUCACGGGCACGGGCCCGCUCGGUUGCGUGCCCGCGGAGCUGGCGACGAAGAGCAGGAACGGAGAAUGUGCGGAGGAGCCUCAGCGGGCAGCUGCCAUAUUCAACCCGUUGCUCGUUCAAAUGAUCGCAGGGCUUAACCAAGAAAUCGGGUCCAACGUUUUUGUGACGGCUAAUACAAUGCAAAUGCAGAACGAUUUCAUCAACAAUCUGCAGGCCUACGGGAGGAGACGGCGGAAUCCCUCAGCUCCGACCGCCCCAACGAAAACCCAUCGAGACCAUCGAAACCUAAUGCCCCCCACCGGCCCACACCCCGACCAAACACGACGCCAACAACACUGUGACGCCCUCACCAACAGCACCCACGGACCAGAGCGAAGACCCGAUCUCGGAAACCCCUCCUGGAAAAGAGGAGGACGGCAAGCGACCACCAUCUCCGAAACUGCCAAAAGGAGCCAAAACCGAGGCAAUCGACAAAAAGGAGGGCAAAUCGGUCGAGGACGACUGAAGGCCGGAGCCCCGCCGUCGCCGGGGAAGGCCAACCAGGGCGAAAGAGAAGGAGCUGCGCCGACGGGUUAUAAAAUGUAA
Molecule: messenger RNA, 1005 nt
Organism: Striga hermonthica
Lineage: Eukaryota; Viridiplantae; Streptophyta; Magnoliopsida; Lamiales; Orobanchaceae
Source: the annotation of a GenBank genome assembly